This is a messenger RNA of Cryptomeria japonica (Japanese cedar), 1153 nucleotides long. Its product is annotated as putative Myb family transcription factor At1g14600. The transcript is spliced from 5 exons. NCBI's taxonomy places the organism in Eukaryota, Viridiplantae, Streptophyta, Pinopsida, Cupressales, Cupressaceae. Gene Ontology annotation, molecular function: DNA binding; DNA-binding transcription factor activity. The record is from RefSeq and is a predicted model, not a curated record. Bases 236 to 931 code for a protein of 231 amino acids.
AUAUUACCCACUAAAGUGUGUCAACAUUUAAGGAUGGCAUCUGCCUAUCAACUGGAUGAAUGAGUUGCUUACCACGUUUGCCUCAAAAUCAGGCUCCUUGCUUUCUAUUUUCUGUUCUCAUGGUGUUUUUUUAAUCAUGUACAACAUAUAUAUAUAAAAGAAUAGUACUUGCCUUAGCUCAGUGGGUCAUAUAAAGAAGAUAGAGAAAAUCAAUCAAGGUGAGAAGCUGCAAGAAAUGGAAUCAAGUGGAAGGAGUGGUGCAGUAAGGCAAUAUGUUCGCUCAAAUGUUCCAAGGCUAAGAUGGACAUCUGAGCUUCAUCACUGCUUUCUCAAUGCAGUGGACACACUUGGUGGUCAAGAAAAGGCUACACCCAAGCUUGUUCUUCAGCUGAUGGAUGUGAAAGGACUCACCAUAUCCCAUGUGAAAAGUCAUCUGCAGAUGUAUCGAAGUACGAAAAUUGAUGAAAACAGCCAUGAAAGUGAAACAAGGAGAUCAAGGAAUGACAGAUACAGUCCUCCUUGUUUUCCGUGCAAGUUUUAUUCUUCACCCACCCAUUCAACUACAUCAGGCCUUUUACCAAACAGAUCAGGGAGAGAAGAAGAAAGUCAUGGAGCUGACCCUGCAAUAGGUCUAGUUGAGGUUAUGAGUAGGACGGAGAACAGUAUGGAUGAAAAAAGGAAGGCUGAGGAAAUGGAGAUUGCCCUCUCCCUUUCACUUUCUUUAAAUCCCAAGAAGCCCAAAACAUCUCCAUCUCACACCUUUUCAUCACUCUCUCACACUUGGGAAGAGAGCAGUGGUAGCAGGAAACACUAUACUUAUAAUGUUUCCAGAAAACAACAUACACAGUGCCUAGCUUCUAGAGUUAAUAGUGAUGAUGACUAUGGCCAUAUCCAACUGGACUUGACCAUGUCUAUAGGUCAAACUGCAUAGUCUUUGAAAUAUUGCAUGAUAUGAUCAACUCUUCUAGAAACUGUUUUGUCUAUAUUGUUUGAUGUCAUGAGUGUAUUGUAUAAUAUGCUAGACCAUAAGUUAAAUACCCAUUUCAUUAUGCUGUUUAUACCCAUCUGUAUAACAAACAUUUUCAUAGAUCCACUAUGCUUGAUAUUACAUAGAAUGGAUCAAGGCAUUAUUGCUGAUUUUACUAGAUCUCUC